Molecule: messenger RNA, 576 nt
Organism: Lolium rigidum
Lineage: Eukaryota; Viridiplantae; Streptophyta; Magnoliopsida; Poales; Poaceae
Exons: 1
Coding region: 25-516 (163 amino acids)
Molecular function (GO): zinc ion binding; nucleic acid binding
Source: RefSeq, a predicted model, not a curated record
CGCGGCGAGUUUGAUCGACUGUUCAUGGCGGAUGGCGAGGCGCUGGACGUCUACGCCGGCAAGAUCAGCGGCAUGGCGGCGAGGUUCGCGAGCCUCGGUGCGACGCUGAGCGACAAGGAGAUGGUCAAGAAGAUCCUCGACACCGUGCCCGAGGAUCUGUACCAGGCGGUGGCCGGCAUCGAGCAGUUCUGCGACGUCGAGACCGUCUGCUUCGACGAGGUGCUCGGCCGCCUGAAGGCGUUCCAGGAGCGGUCCGAGCGGCGCAAGGCGGCUGUACGCGGUGGCGAUCGCGGCGACGGGCAGCUCCUGCUCACGGCAGCGCAGUGGGAGGCUCAGCACCGUGCGCGCGGCGGCGGCCACAACGACGACAACGCGGGGAACGGCGCGGACCUACCCAGGCGUGGCAGGUGCCACUACUGCGGCAUCCGCGGGCAUUUCGAGCGCGACUGCAGGAAGAAGAAGAGGGAGGAGCAGGCGCAGGCGCUCCUCAUCGACGACCAGCCGGGCCUGUGCUAGGUCAUGGCUUAGGGGGAGUGUGUUGGCACUAAGCCAUGUCUGUGCCUGGCUUGUGUUUGU